Messenger RNA from Electrophorus electricus (electric eel), 6973 nucleotides. It is a transcript of the gene tbc1d4, whose product is annotated as TBC1 domain family, member 4. NCBI's taxonomy places the organism in Eukaryota, Metazoa, Chordata, Actinopteri, Gymnotiformes, Gymnotidae. The record is from RefSeq and is a predicted model, not a curated record.
CGUUCCGUUCACGUGCGGUAGAGUUUUCACGCCUAUUGCGUAGCCGUGGCCACGCCUCCCCGGGGUGAAGACGGCGCGAGUCUGGCGCUGAACACGUACCUGAAAGUCGGUUUCGCGUGAUUCAAACAAACAAACAAACAAACUUAAGUGCGAGCGGCGACUGCAGAGGAGGCUCGCUCCGUUCCGCGCGGUGCGUCCUGCAGAAGACCGGAGACGCUGGCUGUGUGUGCGUGCAGCUCACGCCUCCGACGCCACGUUCUAGCGGACAGCUGCUUAAACUGGAACUGUUGAACUCCCGAAUGGAUCCCUCAUUUCCCUCAGGCUGCUCGGUGUUCGCGGAGAAACUCGGAAACAUCCCGCGUCUUGCGAAAUGAAGCUUAUUACGUCCAGGGAGGCAUGUCAUAACUUUUCCGAUCUUUAACCAAAGAUUGUUUAGUGUGAAGUGGGGCUGCGUGUUUGCGAGACCCAGUAACGUUGCACCGGGUCGCAUACGUGGGGUUUCCACGAUUCGAGGCGGUCUCGCUGAAAGUCAGCCGUGGGAUUUUGCAGCGCACGCGAGGGAGCGGGUCCUUUCUUUUGUCCUCGAGCUGAAAGGAGGAUGGAGGGAUCCCACGACAAAGGGAGCAAUCGUUACCCGGACAAAACGUUCGCCCUCUGGUACCUGGGGUGGUCCUCCCUAGAUAAGCGGACUACGUUGCCUAUGAUUCCAUGGCUUGUCGCCGAGAUUCGCAGGAAAAGCGAGAAGAACGAGUCGGGUCCCGCGCAGGCUCGAGAAGUUCAGCUGUGUUUAACGCCGCCGCUGAUCCGCUGUGUGCCUGCAAACAGCAGCAACGCGUCCGUGUUCAUAUUCGAACACAAGGCGCAGUUCAUAUCGAGGUUUAUCCAUAAUAGCCAUGACCUCACUUACUUCGCAUACCUCAUCCGGAGUCAGCCGGACGAUCCGGAGUCGGAAAUGGCAUGCCAUGUGUUCAAAGCGUGCGACCCCAACCAGGUGCCUGAGGUCAUCACCAGCAUCAGGCAGGCCUGUAAAGUCGCACUGAAGGAGGACAAGAAGCCCAAACAGGAGGGGGACGAGUCCUUCUACAACUCGCAGAAGUUCGAGGUGCUUUACUGUGGCAAGGCGACGGUGGGCCACAAGAAAGCCCCAUCCACACUGAUUGACGACUGCAUCGACAAGUUCCGCCAGCAUGAGGCGGAGCGCAAGCGGCUGCGCCUCCCAAACGGCCAGCGGAGCUCCGAAGACGAGUUCACCACAGGUGACGACCCGCUGAGCGCUGCGUUGUAUGAGGCCUCGGAGGCCGAGCUGGAGCUCGGGGGCGUGGAGCGGGCCGAGGCGGCCGACGGGAAGCUGGGCGGUAGCCUGCGCGGGGCCUUCCCCGAGGCCAUCCUGGAGGACUCUGGCUUCGAGGAACAGCAGGAGUUCCGCACGCGCUGCAACAGCCUGGCAGGCGGCUUGCCGAGGAGGCCCUGGGAGGCGGCGGCAAUGGGGCCGGCGCGCAGACGGCAUGCCAGCGCCCCCAACAACGUCCAGCCCUCAGACGCCGAGAAGAACCGCACUAUGCUGUUCCAGGUGGGCCGGUUUGAAGUGAACCUCAUCAGCCCGGACAGCAAGACCGUGGUGCUGGAGAAGAACUUCAAAGACAUAUCCUCCUGCUCUCAGGGAGUGAAGCAGACCGACCACUUUGGCUUCAUCUGCCGGGAUGCUGGAGAGUCUGUGUCCGGCCAGUACAUGUGCUACGUGUUCCAGUGUGCCAGCGAGUCACUGGUGGAUGAGGUGAUGAUGACCCUGAAACAGGCCUUCAGCACUGCCGCGGUGCUGCAGAGCUCCAAGACCCAGGUCAAGCUCUGCCAGGCCUGCCCUAUGCACGACUUGCACAAGCUGUGCGAGAGGAUCGAAGGUUUGUACCCUCCCAGAGCAAAGCUGGCUAUUCAGAAACACCUUUCCCUGCUGAGCGAUAAGGAGCAAGCUGACAUUUUUGAGCGCGUGCAGAGGAUGAAGCCGGGCUCUGAUCAGGAGGAGAACGAACUGGUUAUACUUCACCUAAGGCAGAUGUGUGAGACCAAACAGAAGAACCACAUUCAUACUGGAGAGACUGCUCAGAAUGAGUCCAUGGGCCACAGCGCAGGCUCCGAGAGCUCUAGCACUGCUGGACGCAAUAAGCUGGACUUGCUGAAGAACAAGGCGCGAACCUCCCUCACUAGUUCACUGGAGAACAUCUUUUCACGGGGGGCGAGCCGAAUGCGCAUGCGCAUUGGUGGAAUGGGCAGCUUCGAGCGUUCGGACGACUCUCCCGGGGAAUCGCCUCCGGGCUCUCCACCCGCCUACUUGGACGAGGACCCCGAUGCCCCUCAGUUCCGUCGCCGUGCACACACCUUCAGCCACCCGCCUAUCAAGAAGAGGAUCUCCUUCACGGAGCUGCCCACUCAGCCCAAGGUCCUCCUGCACAGGCAGCAGUCUCUGGCUCCGGAGCUGCUUCAGAGCAGCUCGGUGCGUGUCCCGAGAGCGCGCAGCGUCUCUGAGGGCGAGUCCUCCUUCACCACUCCCACUUUCCUGAAAGGUUUUUACCUGGGCUCCCUCGGUUCGCUGGCCCCCCCGCAGGACAGCACCGGCCUCAAAAGUAAUGGAGAGAACUGGAAGAGGAGCCUGUCUGGCUCUGACUCUCUGACUGCUGUAAUUCCGCGUCGAGUGUCUUGGCGUCAGAAGAUUUUCCUCAGGGUGGCCUCGCCCCUCAACAAGGCCUCUGCCUCCACACUCAGUGCGGACAUGGAUGGCCGGGAGUUGCUACCCCUGUCUCCUCGGACCUUAGCCCAGGGGCGGGACGCUCUGGCAGGCCUGCUGUCCGCUGAGCAGGGCCCUGGGUUCGAGGGCGGACGGCGCACCUCUGCUGACUACAGAGCGCUCUGGAAGAAAGCCGUCCACCAGCAGAUCCUUCUCAUCCGCAUGGAGAAGGAGAAUCAGCGCCUGGAGGCCAGCCGAGAUGAGCUGCACAUCCGUAAGAUGAAGCUGGACUACCAGGAGGUGGGCGAGUGUCCAAAGGAGGUGCAGGCUCUGUGGGAGCGGAAGCUGAGCGGGACCUGCAGGUCCAAAGUGCAGUGGGACAAGGAGGCGCAUGCCGCCCUGUGCCAGGGCGUCCCUAAAGCUCGCCGCGGGGAAGUGUGGCUCCUCCUGUGCCGGCAGCACCGCCUGCGUCAGCAGCUGCCGCAGUGGCUGCAACCCCCUGGCACGCCCUACCAGGACCUGCUCAAGCAGCUGACGGGCCAGCAGCACGCCAUCUUGGUGGACCUGGGCCGCACGUUCCCCACGCACCGAUACUUCAGUGCCCAGCUGGGCGCUGGCCAGCUCUCCCUCUACAACCUGCUGAAGGCCUACUCUCUGCUGGACGCCGAGGUGGGCUACUGCCAGGGCAUCAGCUUCGUGGCCGGCGUGCUGCUGCUACACAUGAGCGAGGAGCAGGCCUUCGACACGCUCAAGUUCCUCAUGUACGACCUGGGCCUCCGGCGCCAGUACCGGCCCGACAUGAUCGCGCUGCAGAUCCAGAUGUACCAGCUGUCACGGCUGCUGCACGACUACCACCGUGGUCUGUACACCCACCUGGAGGAGCACGAGGUCGGCCCCAGCCUCUACGCUGCGCCCUGGUUCCUCACGGUCUUCGCCUCACAGUUCCCGCUUGGUUUCGUCUCUCGCGUCUUUGACCUCCUGUUUGUCCAGGGCACGGAGGUGAUUUUUAAGCUGGCCCUGUGUCUGCUGAGCAACCACGAGGGAGAGAUACUGGAGUGCGACAGUUUUGAGAGCAUUGUGGACCACCUUAAGACCACCAUCCCUACCUUCACACAGAACCAGAUGGAAGAGACAAUUACCAAGGCUUUAGAUAUGGACAUCUCCAAGCAGCUGCACGCCUAUGAGGUGGAGUAUCACGUCUUGCAGGAUGAGAUGGCGGAUGGUGCGCCAUGCUCGGAGGACUUGGACAGGCUGGAGAAGACCAGUGUCCUGCUGAAGAAGCAAAACAUGGAACUGCUGGAGAAACUUCAGGCAGCACGGGUGAAGAUCCAGAGUCUGGAGGACACCGUGGAGAACUUCUUGGCCCGCGAGAGUCAGAUGAAACACCUGAUCCGCUCUCUGGAGCAGGAGAAGGCCUCCUACCAGAAGACCAUCGAGCGCAUGCGCACCAGCCUCCCCGUGGAAACCGUUGCCGCCGGCGACGUGGAGAUGACCCAGCUCAAGGCCAGCAGCACCAGCAAAACCAAAGCAGCCAGCAAGAAGCCCUGAGCCGGGCGGGUGGCUCCAGCCAGGCCACGCCCCAAUCUCUCCGAGCCCUCCCCCGAACCCACCCACCCUCCUACAACCCUACCCCGCUUUGUAUCCCAGUGCCUGCAAAACAAGAAAAAUCAACCCCAAAUGAGAGUGAGGAGUGAGAACUCCUGCUUAAUUCUCUUCAGCUGUCGGGGAGGAGAUGGCGGACUCUUCGUAUAACGACCGACGCAGCGGUCUCAGCUGCGUUGCAAAUACUUGAAAACAAUACGAAUGUAUUUUCUUUCCAAAGAGCAGUGUGACUCAUGGCUGAGCAGCAUUGCCGUGAUGUUGCUGUACGUUUUGGGAUCGGUUGGCAGAGAGACUCCGGUUUAUGUUUGCCAGAGAGCUUUUCCUGAUGGAGUGCAACAAAAGAGACAGUGACGAUUUCGAAUGGGGGGGGGGAACCCAAGACUUGGCCUAUCAGAUUGACACUGUGCUGGAAGAGCUUAACCCAAAGUUCAGGCAGGAACCGAAAACGUCUCUCCAUUUCCUCUCUGACUUGCUGAUUGUCAUCCAAUUUUAACCUCCUCUCCAAAGCCUUGUGCUGGUUGGGUGCCUCACCAGGAACUGACUGGGCUUCAAGGCAAAUGAGUCACAUCGGAGACACGAGAUGUUCUGCAGCUUUGUGCUGAUUACUACUACAAAGUUGCUUUUGCACAUGGUAUUUAGCAUAUUUGUGUAGAUGUCACAUAUUGUAAAUGAAAGCUCCGUAGCCGUUGCUAUGCAAAGUCUUGUUGCCCUUCACUUGCAAAACCUUUUUCUUUUGUCUCGUCAAAGUACUCCAGUGCAAGAUCUGUUCCAAAAAAAAAAAAAAAAAGACCCCCACCCACUGCCGCCAUGGUUGUGGACAGCAGUAACGUUAGCGUAAGACUCGUCAUUCCCUCUGCUCCAAGGGCUAUGAUCGGUGGAGAUUUCUUUAUUAAAAUUUCACUUUAAGAGUAAUGAAUAUUGCAGUUUGCAGGUAUGGAGGGAGGGCGAGGUGGCAGUGAUUUGCAUGCUGGUACUUGCGGUGGGUAAACGUGUUUUUCUGUGAUGGCCAGCUGAAGCCAUGUGCACUGUGCUCAGGUGAGAUGCGACGCAUAAUCAGUGUUCGGCAUUUCUCAUCAGCCCUGCCCUCCCAUGUGACUAGCAGACGACCAGUAACGUCAGACUGACGAGCAGAACGUAAACGUGCUGCAUUCUGUUGUUUUCUCAUGUACAGCUGUCACCAAAACAGUUAAGUGUACAUGCGCACGUCUGACAAGGGCUCACUCCUGGACAACGCCAUCCCCACAGACAGUGUGGGAAUGCUUGAAAAAGCCCACAUGCUCUUGUUCCCAUUUCAAGACAUGUUCCCAUUUCUGAAGGGUUUGUUUUGCUCUAAUUAUCAGUUAUCACCCUUGAUCUAAACUUCCCUUCACCUCCCAUCACAGGGCCCAGCUUGUCCACACUGCUGUUGUCUUAUGCUCCCAGUUAAAUGAACUGUUGGCAGAAGUUGGCCAGGCUAUGUGAGCAGGCACCAUACGGCAGUGUUCCACAGUCCUUGGUUUAUGUGCGUUUUAGAUGAAUUGUGGGAGGUUGGUAUUCACCUGUCGUUGCCUUAGAGCUGAAAGGUUACAGAUGGGUUACUGAUUACUGUUGUGGUUGUGUGUGUGUGUGUGUGUGUGUGUGUGUGUUUUCUGUUUUAACUUUUUUAUAAAGUAAUUCAAGACAUCUAAGUGUUUUAUGCUUUUCAAACAAUUUCUUUCAUUUGGUCUUAAAUAAACGUAUAUUUAUAAGGCCAGUGGAGGCAUUUUGGAAAUAAUGGGUUUGUCAUGCGUUAGAAGAAGACAGACUCUGUAGGUGUCUGCUUGUGUCUGUUGGAAAUAUAAUUUGAAUUAAAAGGCCAACAGCGCUAGACUCUAUUCUGUUCCUAAAAGCUUGAAACGGGCACUGAGCAAAAGCCUCAGACGAAUGAGGCAACAGUGACUCUCGUGUCUGCUUAGAAGACAAGGUGCCCUGGUGGUGAGACAAUUGGCUUUACACAUCUAAGUUAACAGCAGUGGGAGGCACCUGUUAACAUACUGAUGGCAAAUAAUCUCACCAGAGCAAAUGAAUCUUUUUGGGGCUUUGUUUUGAAGUCCCUGUGGUCCGCUUGGCUGCUGUUCUGAACAGCUGGUAGAACAUUUGGCAUCACUUCUUCACUCACCAAGACUCUCUUCAGUCCAAAAGCAUCUCAUUUUAUUUACAGCAGGUUGUUCAAGUCUUGUAACAUGUCACUGUUAUCCUUUUAAUCCUUUUGGUUGUCCUUGUGGUGGUCUGCUUCUGUUUCCUCACAAAGAUGUGUUAAACAUGGUCAUUCUACCUUAUAUCUGACAAUCCAAAGCAGGUCCUUCAAGGGAGAGUGUGUCCACAAGGUCUUUUUUGAAGAUGUGUGUGAAGUAUAACUACAUAUGACCAUUGAAGUGUGUGCUAAUGGAAGCACCAUAGAACUUAUGGUUAAAAAAAUAGAUGCUAGUUAAUCUCAUACUUUCUGUUGCUUCAUAGAGAAGAUGCCAAAGGCAGUAUUUUCUUAUUAAUGUCUUUCAUAAAACUUGACUCAUGGUCACAGUCAGAAGGUCUCUAGUUGUUUGUUUUUUCAUUACGUCAAUGCUCUUUGAUCACCACUUGUCUCUUGUUCAAGACCCUAUAACCUAUUAAAACACAUCUUUCACUGCCCAUUUA